This is a messenger RNA of Drosophila mauritiana, 972 nucleotides long. RefSeq names its product serine protease 1. The record is from RefSeq and is a predicted model, not a curated record. Gene Ontology annotation, biological process: proteolysis. The transcript is spliced from 2 exons. Bases 122 to 847 code for a protein of 241 amino acids. NCBI's taxonomy places the organism in Eukaryota, Metazoa, Arthropoda, Insecta, Diptera, Drosophilidae. Gene Ontology annotation, molecular function: serine-type endopeptidase activity.
GCGAAUAAAAAAUAGCCUUUCGCUGAGUUCCGAUAAGGUUGCCAUAUAAAGAGCCUGUCUGGCUGUCGCCUCUGCCGGAGUGGUGCCCUCCGAGUCCGCCAAGGCUGUCCCAGUGAAGGACAUGCCCCGCGCCGGCAAGAUCGAGGGUCGCAUUACCAAUGGAUACCCGGCCUACGAGGGCAAGAUUCCCUACAUUGUGGGACUGAGCUUCAACGAUGGCGGCUACUGGUGCGGCGGUUCCAUCAUCGACCACACCUGGGUCCUGACCGCAGCCCACUGCACGAACAACGCCAACCAUGUGCUCAUCUACUUCGGAGCCAGCUUCCGGCACGAGGCCCAGUACACCCACUGGGUGAGCCGCAGCGACAUGAUCCAGCAUCCCGACUGGAACGACUUCCUGAACAACGACAUCGCCCUGAUCCGCAUCCCCCACGUGGACUUCUGGCACUUGGUCAACAAGGUGGAGCUGCCCAGCUACAACGAUCGCUACAACAGCUUCUCCGGCUGGUGGGCAGUGGCCUCUGGAUGGGGUCUGACCGACAACAACAGCGGCAUGUCCAACUACCUGAACAGCGUCGAUGUCCAGAUCAUGGACAACAACGACUGCCGCAACUACUACGGAGGCAACUACGUCAUCGACAACACCAUCUGCAUCAACACCGACGGCGGCAAGUCCUCCUGCAGCGGUGACUCCGGCGGUCCCUUGGUCCUGCACGAUACCAACCGCAUCGUGGGCAUCGUAUCCUUCGGCAGCGGAGAGGGCUGUACCGCCGGCCGCCCCGCCGGAUUCACUCGUGUCACCGGAUACCUGGACUGGAUCCGCGACCACACCGGCAUUGUCUACUAAGAACUGUGAUUUGAUAAAGCAAUCAUAUAAAAAACUAUUUAAUUUCUUUUGUUUGCAUAUACUUAAGGUGUUGUCUAAGUGGUCUUGUUAAAUUGAGUGGGAAGUUAAAUAAGUGGGUUGCGAAC